AUGACCAUCUGCCGCUCCAACGAAUCAACCCUGUACGAGUUCCAGCUGCAACCGUACAACCCGUUGCCACCGGUUCCACCGAAAUCGCUGUGGCAUCGUUUCAACCGGAUCCUGUACUUUAUCCAAUUCUUGAUCAAAAGUAUCCCAGUUUGGAUAAAAGUGAUCAUCGAGUGGCUAUGGCCACCCGCGCCCAAAUCCAUCGCCGGCUGGACCGCCCUAGUUACCGGAGGUUCCAACGGAAUCGGCCACGCUACAGCCCUGGAACUUGCCCGGAACGGCUGUCACGUGAUCAUCGCCGACUUGGAUGUGGUCAACGGGAAGAAAACGGUCAAAGAAUUGCUUAACCUUGGUGUCAAAGCCGCAAUGUACAAAGUCGAUGUGUCCGUUUACGAGGAGGUCGUAAAGCUGGGACGCAAAAUCGAAAGUGACUGCGGGCCGGUGGACAUUGUGGUCAACAGCGCUGGGGUUUUACCGUUCUUGGUGGACGACGAGUACGCGCCGGAAAAUCUCCGCCGUGCCGUAAACGUCAACGUGAUGGGACUCUUUUGGACCACGGCGACCUUCCUGCCGGGAAUGUACGCCCGGGGUCGCGGCCACGUCGUGGGCCUCUCGUCCAGGGCGGCUUACACCCCGCUCGGCUACAUGCGCAUCUACAACACCACCAAGUACGCCGUGCGGGGCUUUAUGGAGGACCUGCACGACGAAAUCUACCACGCGGGGUACGAGGGCCGCGUGGUGACGACCAGCGUGUUUCCGGAGAUCAUCAGCACCCGGCGGGAAACGACGGAGCAUUUGCUUUCGUUGCCUGGUUCCUCCGAGUUGACGGUGCCAACUCCGGAGGAGGUCGGCAGAGAUAUUGUGCGCGCGAUCCGGAACAACAAGCGGAAGAUUCUCGUGCCAGAUUUUCUGCAAACGUGGCAGUUUGCGUUGUUUGAGGAUCUUCCAAAAUCAGUUUCCAGACUUUUGUUCCAACAGUUGACAAAACCAUGAUUUCCAAAAAAAA
Culex quinquefasciatus (southern house mosquito) is the source of this 1003-nucleotide messenger RNA. RefSeq lists its product as uncharacterized. Gene Ontology annotation, molecular function: oxidoreductase activity, acting on the CH-OH group of donors, NAD or NADP as acceptor. Gene Ontology annotation, cellular component: lipid droplet. The coding region runs from base 1 to 990 and encodes 329 amino acids. NCBI's taxonomy places the organism in Eukaryota, Metazoa, Arthropoda, Insecta, Diptera, Culicidae. The record is from RefSeq and is a predicted model, not a curated record. The transcript is spliced from 5 exons.